AUCAUUUGCCUUUAUAUAUUUUGCCAUCUAUCUUCUACAUUUCAAAGUCACACUUGACAUUACAUACAACCUUUACUCUUUUUUAUUCACGAUGGGACAAAACGUCCCAAACACCGUCAUCUUCUCGGCGGCUAUUCUCUUUUUAUCUUUCUCCUCCGCCUCUUCCUCUUCUCAAUACAACACACUCGUCGUCAACACUCUCCCUUCCUCCUCCCAAAUCUUCUCAUCUCCCGAGCCCGAAUCCUUGACCUCUGUAUCCGACUCCACCACAACUUCACUCACCGUCCAUCUAUCCCACGUCGAUGCUCUCUCUUCCUUCUCCGACGCAUCUCCCUCAGAGCUCUUCAACCUCCGUCUACAAAGAGACUCUCUCCGCGUCAAGUCCCUGACCAACCUCGCCGCCGCAUCCACCGGCAAGAACACUACGAGAAGAAGAACUCCACGCUCACCCGGUGGGAUCAGCGGCGCUGUUAUCUCCGGUCUUUCACAAGGAAGCGGCGAGUAUUUCUUGAGGUUAGGCGUUGGAACUCCGGCGAGUAACGUUUACAUGGUCCUCGACACAGGAAGCGACGUCGUUUGGCUACAAUGCUCUCCAUGCAAAGUAUGUUACAACCAGUCCGACCCGAUGUUCGACCCGGCUAAGUCAAAGACAUUUGCCACAGUCCCAUGUGGGUCCACUCUCUGUCGGAGACUAGAAGAGUCGUCUUCGGAAUGUGUCAGCCGUAGAAGCAAGACGUGUCUCUACCAAGUCUCCUACGGUGACGGAUCUUUCACCAUGGGAGAUUUCUCCACCGAAACGCUGACGUUUCACGGCGCACGUGUCGAUCACGUGGCGUUAGGAUGCGGUCACGAUAACGAAGGUUUGUUCGUUGGCGCGGCUGGGCUGUUGGGCCUGGGCCGCGGAGGAUUAUCUUUUCCAUCUCAGACGAAAAAACGUUAUAACGGUAAAUUCUCUUACUGUUUGGUUGACCGUACGAGUCCCGGUUCUGCUUCCAAACCACCGUCAACUAUUAUCUUCGGAAACGACGCCGUUCCAAGAACCUCUGUUUUCACGCCGUUAUUAACAAACCCGAAGGUCGACACGUUUUACUAUCUUCAGCUUCUUGGAAUCAGCGUUGGUGGUUCUCGCGUUAGCGGCGUUUCCGAGUCGCUGUUUAAGCUUGACACCACCGGUAACGGCGGCGUUAUUAUAGAUUCCGGUACUUCGGUUACUCGGCUGACUCAACGAGCUUACGUGGCGUUUAGAAAUGCGUUUCUUCUCGGAGCGACGAGGUUGAAACGUGCUCCGUCGUAUUCUCUGUUCGACACGUGUUUCGAUCUCUCUGGGAUGAAGACGGUGAAUGUUCCGACGGUGGUGUUUCAUUUUGGCGGAGGAGAUGUUUCGCUUCCGGCGAGUAAUUAUCUUAUUCCGGUGAACAGUCAAGGACGGUUCUGUUUUGCUUUCGCCGGAACAAUGGGGAGUUUGUCGAUAAUUGGGAACAUACAGCAACAGGGUUUGCGUGUGGCUUACGACUUAGUCGGGUCACGGGUCGGGUUUAUGUCUGGAGCUUGUUAGGUUUUGUGUCUGAGUUGACUGAUAUAUUAUUCACAAAGAACAAUUUAUAAAAUAAGCUAUUUAUCCUUAUUUGUCAUCUCCACGACAUCAUCUCCAUUACUUAUUCACCAAUCAUUAAUGAUGAUUUCAUGAUGGACCAUUGUUUACCUGAAUCUGUGACAUGAGUGGAGGAGAAAUUACCGGAUGAUUUGAUUUAAAUGUGUGUUUUACAUUAAAUUAAAGCAAAGAGAAGUAAAUCUUAAGUGUAAUGUUUUCUUGAAAUUUCUAUUAUUACCAUCAAAGUCUUGUACAUCUUUUGACAAAUUAAAACAUCUUGAAAUUUUC
This is a messenger RNA of Eruca vesicaria subsp. sativa (arugula), 1879 nucleotides long. NCBI's taxonomy places the organism in Eukaryota, Viridiplantae, Streptophyta, Magnoliopsida, Brassicales, Brassicaceae. The record is from the annotation of a GenBank genome assembly.